Molecule: messenger RNA, 6038 nt
Organism: Melanotaenia boesemani (Boeseman's rainbowfish)
Lineage: Eukaryota; Metazoa; Chordata; Actinopteri; Atheriniformes; Melanotaeniidae
Gene: ino80
Product: INO80 complex ATPase subunit
Exons: 37
Coding region: 212-4924 (1570 amino acids)
Biological process (GO): chromatin remodeling; DNA repair; DNA-templated transcription
Cellular component (GO): nucleus; Ino80 complex
Molecular function (GO): ATP binding; DNA binding; ATP-dependent chromatin remodeler activity
Source: RefSeq, a predicted model, not a curated record
CAAAGCUCACAGACUCGCUCGGCGCCUCAAACCGCCAUUUUGGAGUCAGAGAACCGAGAGUCGGCAGCAGCGCUGGGAGAGCCUCAAAGGGGGACACGGGGCUGAGGCUCUUUUACCUUUGUCUGAUAAUUAAUCUUGGAAUCAAGAACAAUGCCAUCUUUUACUGAGGGGUGAACAUUUCUGCCGUGCUGGGCAGAGGAGUGUGGGCUGCAUGGCGUCAGGGCGGGGUGGCAGACUGGAGGUUGGAGCAUCGGGGGUCUCUGGCCUGGCCAAACCUCUCUACCUACAGCGCUUAGAAAGAUCCCUGAAGUUGGACAGUUUUCUGCACCAAACUGCUGCUAUCUUUAACAGAGACAUUACAAGUGAUGAUAGUGAUGACAGUGAUGGUGCAUUGGGACCAGGGCUUUUCCUGGACCCUUCCACUCAACAUGGGAAUCUGACCGUGAAGAGUGAGCCAUGUGAGCAAGAGGAUGGGUUACCAGAUGGUAAGCCCCUUAAUGGAGUACUUCUGCAAGGAAAGGCAGACCAAAAAGCAGAUAAAACAAGCCUCUAUAAUUUUUCCAAGCUGAAGAAGAACAGGAAAUGGCUGAAGAACAUCCUACUGAGUGACGACACCACAGAUUCGGACACAGACUCCGAUGAUGGCAGCUUCACUUUGUCUCGGGAGGAGAUGCACGACAUGCUGAGGCUACAUCGUUACACCAGGCAGCAUCAGAGCAAGUUCUGCUCUGACCGAGAGCUUUAUCAGUAUCAGUACUAUAGCACUGGUCUCUUAUCUACUCAUGACCCUUUCUAUGAGCAACAGCGUCACCUUUUGGGCCCAAAGAAAAAGAAAAUUAAAGAUGAGAAGAAACUUAAGGCCAAAUUGAAAAAAGUGAAAAAGAAAAAGAAACGGGGUGAAGGAGAAUACCUGGAUGAGGAUCGUCCUUAUAUUAAUAAGAUCUUUGCUAAGUUUUCCCACGAUGCUCCGCUGCCCAUGGUGAAGAAAAAGCAUCUCACUAUCGAACAGUUGAAUGCACGGCGACGAAAAGUGUGGCUUACCAUAGCCAAAAAGGAGAUCCCAAAGUCUUUCAAGCAGAAGACAUCUGCUAAGAACCUCGUAUUGACCAACGCUAAAAAGUUGGCUCAUCAGUGCAUGCGAGAGGUGCGGCGUGCAGCUAUCCAAGCUCAGAAGAACUGCAAAGAAACGCUGCCCCGUGCCCGACGCCUUACCAAAGAGAUGAUGCUCUACUGGAAAAAAUAUGACAAAGUGGAAAAAGAGCACAGAAAGAGGGCGGAGAAGGAAGCUCUGGAGCAGCGGAAACUAGAUGAAGAGAUGAGAGAGGCCAAGCGACAGCAGCGUAAACUGAACUUCCUCAUCACCCAGACGGAGCUGUAUGCUCAUUUUAUGAGUGGCAAAGCCAGCAUGGGGGGUCCAGGAGGAGAUACAGCUCAGGAGGAAAUUUUGAGAAAGCUCGAAGACAAUGGAGCCCAGAGACAAAUAGACAUUGGAGGAGGAGUAAUGGUCAACAUGGGACAGGAAGACUAUGAUAGUGAAUACUAUAAAUCUCAGGCCUUGAGGAAUGCCAAAGAAGCCUAUCAGAUUCAUCAAGAGAGGACAAGGAUGUUUGAUGAAGAAGCUAAAGACAGCCGCAGCGCCUCUCUACACGCAGCCGGCGGCUUGUCUUUAGGCAUCGGCUCUGGGUUUGGAGAAAGCUACAGCCUUUCAAACCCGUCCAUUCAAGCAGGAGACGACAUUCCUCAGCCUACAAUUUUCAACGGAAAGCUUAAAGGUUACCAACUCAAAGGCAUGAACUGGCUAGCCAACCUCUAUGAGCAGGGAAUUAAUGGAAUCUUGGCAGAUGAAAUGGGACUGGGGAAGACAGUUCAGAGUAUCGCCCUGUUGGCCCACCUAGCAGAGAGAGACAACAUCUGGGGUCCGUUCCUGAUCAUCUCCCCGGCGUCCACACUCAACAACUGGCAUCAGGAAUUCACCCGCUUUGUGCCCAAAUUCAAGGUGUUACCAUACUGGGGGAACCCUCAUGAUCGCAAAGUGAUCAGAAAGUUCUGGAGUCAGAAAACCCUUUACACACAAAAUGCACCAUUUCAUGUGGUGAUCACAAGCUACCAGUUAGUGGUCCAAGAUGUCAAGUACUUCCAGAGGGUCAAGUGGCAGUACAUGGUUCUAGAUGAGGCCCAGGCUCUGAAAAGCAGCUCCAGUGUUCGGUGGAAAAUCCUUCUGCAGUUUCAAUGUCGAAACAGACUAUUGUUAACUGGGACGCCUAUCCAGAACACUAUGGCUGAGCUGUGGGCGCUGCUGCACUUCAUCAUGCCGACGUUGUUUGAUUCCCAUGAAGAGUUUAACGAGUGGUUCUCCAAGGACAUCGAGAGCCACGCCGAAAACAAGUCUGCCAUCGAUGAGAACCAGCUUUCCAGAUUGCACAUGAUCUUAAAGCCUUUUAUGCUGCGCAGAAUCAAGAAGGAUGUGGAAAACGAGCUCUCAGACAAGAUUGAGAUCCUGACCUAUUGCCAGCUGACGUCCCGACAGAGGUUGCUCUACCAAGCUUUGAGGAACAAGAUCUCCAUCGAGGACCUGCUGCAGUCCUCCAUGGGCACAGCUCAGCAGGCCCACAGCACCACCUCCUCACUCAUGAAUCUGGUCAUGCAGUUCAGGAAGGUUUGCAACCACCCAGACCUGUUUGAGCGCCAGGAGACGCGCUCUCCUUUCCACAUGUCGCUUAAGCCGUACAUAAUGUCAAAGUUACUCUACCGUCAAGGCCUCAUCCAAGCACACAACCAGGCCAAGAACAAAUUAUUGCAAGUGCUGUUGUCUCCCUUCUCUCCACAUCACAUCCAGCAGUCUCUGUUUCACAGGAAAGGUGAUGACAAAGGAAGCUGCUUCUCUUUCUUGCGCUUUAUUGACGUGUCACCGGCUGAGAUGUCCAAGAUGAUGUUGCAAGGCACUUUAGCGAGAUGGUUAGCCCUUUUUCUGUCCCUGAAAGCUGCAUACAGGCUCCACCAUCAACGCCUGUUCAACCAUGAAGAAGAGGAAGAGACCGGGAUUGGAGUCAGAGCAAAGUUACAGCCCAUGAUUAAAUGUCUAUCUCAUAAGGACCUGAUUCUGUGGGUAAAUCGGCCUGUCACCUUCCCCAACACACAAACCAGCCCCACCCUGCAGGGUUUGGUGUUCACGGCCUUCAGGUCCGACAUUUCAGGACACACUGAUGUGAGGAUCCACAGUAGAAAUUCUGCCACCUCCACGCUCAGGCCCAGCCAGCCCACGCCACCACCCAAGUUCCUGCUCGCCGCCACACCCAAGGUGACGGCAGUUCCCAUGGAGCGUUAUUGUGACGACCGCAGUGCUGAAUACGAGUGGCGGGUGACGCGCACCGGAGGGGGCAUGAUCUUCAAACAGUGUUUUCUGUACGGCUCUCCCGAACUUGCCUCAGAUUGGCGUGCGAGGGCUAAUGCCUUCCACCCAGAGAGCCCUGGGGGUCUGAUGGCCCUUUACCCUCGCCAUGGAUGGUCCUUUAUACGGAUUCCUGAUAAGGAAAGCCUGAUCACAGAAAGUGGCAAGCUCCACACCUUGGACAUCUUGUUGAGUCGGCUAAAGGCCCAGGGACACCGAGUCCUCAUCUACUCCCAAAUGACACGCAUGAUAGACCUGCUUGAGGAGUACAUGGUUUAUCGUAAACACACCUACAUUCGCCUCGAUGGGUCCUCCAAGAUUUCUGAACGCAGAGACAUGGUGGCCGACUUCCAGAGCCGAACGGACAUCUUUGUGUUUCUGCUCAGCACAAGAGCUGGAGGCCUUGGUAUUAAUCUGACUGCUGCUGACACUGUUAUUUUCUACGACAGUGACUGGAACCCCACAGUGGACCAACAAGCCAUGGACAGAGCCCACAGGCUAGGUCAGACCAAACAGGUCACCGUCUAUCGCCUCAUCUGUCAGGGCACGAUUGAGGAAAGAAUCCUGCAGCGCGCCAAGGAGAAGAGCGAGAUCCAAAGGGUAGUAAUCUCUGGAGGCAACUUUAAACCAGACACACUCAAACCUAAAGAGGUUGUCAGCUUGCUUCUGGAUGAUGACGAGCUGGAGAAGAAAUUGCGUCAAAGACAGGAGGAGAAGAGGCAACAGGAGGAAAGCAGCAGGGUGAAGGAGCGCAAGAGGAAGAGGGAAAAGUAUGCAGAGAAGAAGAAGAACGAGGAGUCAGAGAACAAGCGGAAAAGGGACGUGAACCUGGUCAUCUCUCAUGCACCUUCAGCUGACAACUCCAACCUGUCUGCAGAUGGAGAUGACUCCUUCAUCAGCAUUGAAAUGGACUCGGCCAUGCCCAGUCCUUUUAGUGAGAUCUCCCUGAGCAGCGAGCUGCAGCCUGGGUCGUUACCCCCGGAUGCUGAUGCAGAUGAGAGCAGUAGUGACAUGCUAGUCAUUGUGGACGAUCCAGUUUCUUCUGCUCCUCAGUCUCGGGCCACCAACUCUCCCGCCUCUGUGUCAGGAUCGGUUUCUGACAACAUGAAUGGUAUUUCGGGCUCUGACACAAUCAGCCCUGGUAGAGGCAGGUCUGGGCGGAGCCGCGGACGACCUAAAGGAUCCGGAGGCGGAUCUAAGUCUGGAGGGAAGGGACGUGGGCGCAAGUCAACGGCGGGGAGCGCAGCAGCUAUGGCCGGGGCGAUGGCGGGAGCAGCAGCAGCUUCAGCUGCAGCUUAUGCCGCUUACGGCUACAGUGUUUCAAAAGCUGGCCUUUCUGCAUCCAGCCCCCUGCAGCCCUCCCUGGCCCUGUCAGGUACCAGCCCUGCCUUCAACCCCAGCAGAAGUUCCUCCCCUCAGGCCAAAGGAGGCACCGCCACCCCAAGCCCGCACAAACAGCUGACCCACAGCCAUCACCACAGCAGCCAUGGUGCAGUCAGGAAGGGCAAGGGCCCUGCCGGCCCCGGAGCUCGAUGAUGUACUUGUGGAAACUACAUGAUUAUGCUUUCACACACAGCUGUCUCAAUGUGGAAUACACAUACAUAAAACUGACCUGCUCUUCACUGUGACCCCCCACAGAUGCCCUCUUCUCAAACUAACAGAGAACAGUAUUUACAGUCUCUACCAGCCUAUCCAUUUAUUGUUCCACUUUUAUUUUAAUAUGUCAAAGUCAGUCUUGAUUAUAUAUGUUUGCAUUAUGACAUAGCAGUGGCAUGGACACAGAUUUGAAGCAGCGUGCACCUUUAAAGGGCUUUUUCAAACUUUUUUGUGAAGCUAGCGAAUUUCUGUCAGAUGCACUGAGCCUUGUCUUCCGUUUUUGGCGUAAUUGAGUCUUAUAGAUGUACACUAGGUUAUUUAAUUGUUCUGUAGAUAUAAUCAGUUAAAAACUUACAAAACGUGAACUCCCACCUUCCUCACCCACACUUCACCAAACAAUACCUUUACAGCUUUUGUACUAUAGCUAUUUUUGUAAUUGAAGAUUUAAAUACACAAACCAACAUGGCAAGUUUUGAAAGAUAUUCUUCCAUAAAAUUAUAUUCCAGUAAAAAUAAAAAGGAGGAGUCGGAUGGAUUUUUUUUCCAACAGAAAAAUGAUCUAAAAAUAAUAUGCCAAAUGGAGCACUAGGUACUGGUCGACACAUCAGUGAACGAUUAAAAUGAAUGAUUAACUCAGAUUAUUUGCUUGUCUUCUAAUUAUAAGUUAUUUGAGUUGUGUUAAGAAUGGCAGUCUGUUAUUAUUAUGACAAUGUUCGGCUGUAAAACUGUAAAUUGUGAAUUUUGAAGCUGUUUUAGUUUUUUGUGAUGAGACUUCAGUGGUUCUCUUUGAUGUCGUUGGUGUUUUAGAUUAAAAACAAAGGUUUGCAUCGGUGUCCUGAGUUGAGCACUACAUCUGUUUGUUUUUGUGUUUAUAGUGUGAUUAAAGUAUGAAAUUCUAUCCUGAUGUACAUAAUGACGAAAGCCUUGCUUCCUCUGGCUUUUUCCCUAACUUGCCUGUUUAUUUUUAUAGUUCGUGUGUACAUAUGAAGAAAAUACGUCUGUCAUUUUACUAACAGGAGGAAUUGAUUGAAAAUAAAAAAGCUUAAUUGGAGAAA